GUCACGUGACGCGUGCGCGAUGACGUCACGCGACGCGGCGUCCUGUCAGUAUCAACACAACAGCGCGAGAGCGGAACCGACGCGGACGAAACGGACCGCGUUUCCACCCGUUUAACGGCGGACGGUGUGUUCUGUUCUCAGGCUGAUGACGGAUCCAGGAUGCUGGGGUUCUGCCGCGGUUCCGUCCGGCUCUGUCUGGUCCUGAUGCUGGCGUCGUGUGACGCUAACGUGGUCAUCCAGAGAGACGCUCAGUUCGACGUGACGUAUGACGACACGGUCACCAGCGACAACCAGACCAUCUACUCCUACAACCACACCGUCUCCAGGAACAAGACCGAGGGCGUACGUGUUUCCGUGGAGCUGCUGUCGGAGAGCACUCAGAGUCCGGUUCUGUUCGUGGUCCGGCAGAAACAGGCCGUUCUGUCCUUCCAGGUUCCCCUCAUCCUCAGAGGCCUGUAUCAGAGGAAGUACCAGUACACUCAGGUGGGCCGGACGCUGUGUCAGCCGCCCACCAAAGCCGUGUCCGAGACGCAGUUCUUCUACGUGGACGUGUCGACUCUGUCCAGCGCUGGGGUCCACUAUCAGCUGCGAGUCAGUCGUGUGGACAGCUUCACGCUGCAGACAGACAAGAAAUUCAGCUUCAAUGCAACGCCGUCCCAGCCUCAGUUCUUUAAGUAUGUGUUUCCGGACGGUGUGGACACAGUGAUUGUGAAGGUGAACUCACAGAAAAACUUCCCCUGCUCAGUCAUGUCAAUACAGGACAUCCAGUGUCCGGUUUAUGAUCUGGAUAAUAAUGUGGCGUUUAUUGGAAUGUAUCAGACUAUGACCACCACAGCCGCCAUUACAGUGCAGAGGAAAGAUUUCCCUAGUAACAGUUUCUAUGUGGUGGUGGUGGUGAAGACUGAAGACGAGGCGUGCGGAGGACCGCUGCGAUUCUACCCGCUCUUACCUGAUGAACUGCUGGAUGCUGGGAAUCGCAGUAAAACUCUGGAUGUGAUCGUUUCUCCUGCCAUUAACUCGGAGGUGUACGUGAUGGGCAUGCUCUUCUGUCUGGGGAUCUUCCUGUCCUUCUAUCUGCUCACGUUCCUCGUGGCGUGUUUGGAGAACAAGAGGAUGAACAGGAAGAGGGAGGGGCUUCUGAACGUUGACACCUCACCUGCUGAGACAGCAUCUCUCUUGGGAAAGGCUCCAGUGUCUCCAUAUGAAUACGGUUCAUUUGCUGAUAACGGCAGCACGCUGAGCUCUGAAGCUGUUACUGACAGUUUAGCAUCGGCCGACGGGAACUACGGAUACAUGGGAUCGGAGACUUUUAAACGGCGAAUAAUAACAGCACAUCCUGUAGCCAUCCGCAUUGAGCGCUCUUUAGAGAGCGUCAGCCGCAGUCGACAGGAGUCUCUGAGUUCAGUAGAAGAGGACGAUUACGACACGCUGGCUGACAUCGACUCGGACAAAAACAUCGUCCGUACGAAGAAGUUCCUGUGCGUCUCUGAUCUCGCUCGUAAAGACAAACGCAUCCUCAGCAAGAAAUACCAGAUCUACUUCUGGAACAUCGCUACGAUUGCAGUGUUUUAUGCUCUUCCUGUCAUUCAGCUGGUUAUCACGUAUCAGACGGUUGUAAACGUCACAGGAAACCAAGACAUCUGCUAUUAUAACUUCCUGUGUGCACACCCUCUUGGAGCACUAAGCUCCUUCAAUAACAUCCUGAGUAACCUGGGCUAUGUGCUGCUGGGGCUGCUCUUCCUGCUCAUCGUCUUACAGAGGGACAUCCUUCAUAACCGAGCGCUCGAGCGUAACGACAGCGCAGCGCUGGAGUGUGGCAUCCCCAAACACUUCGGCCUGUAUUACGCCAUGGGCACUGCUCUGAUGAUGGAGGGGCUGCUCAGCGCCUGCUACCACGUCUGUCCAAACUACACCAACUUCCAGUUCGACACGUCGUUCAUGUAUAUGAUCGCUGGACUGUGUAUGUUGAAGCUGUAUCAGAAGAGACACCCGGACAUUAACGCCAGUGCAUACUCUGCUUACGCCUGUCUGGCUGCGGUCAUAUUCUUCUCUGUGCUGGGAGUGGUGUUUGGUAAAGGUAACACAGCGUUCUGGAUCAUUUUCUCGGUCAUACACAUACUGGCCACAAUGCUGCUCAGCACACAGCUCUACUACAUGGGCCGCUGGAGACUCGACUCUGGGAUCUUGCGCAGGAUGUUGUAUGUGAUCUACACAGACUGUAUUCGGCAGUGCAGUGGACCCAUGUACAUUGAUCGGAUGGUUCUGCUGGUGAUGGGAAACAUUGUGAACUGGUCACUGGCGGCGUACGGUCUCAUCAAACGACCCAAUGACUUCGCUUCGUACCUGCUGGCCAUCGCUAUCUGCAACCUCCUGCUCUACUUCGCCUUUUACAUCAUAAUGAAGCUGCGCAGCGGCGAGAGGAUCCAGUGUCUGGCUCUGGUGUGUAUUCUCUUCACCGCUGUGGUCUGGGGUUUCGCUCUCUUUUUCUUCUUUCAGGGCCUCAGUACAUGGCAGAAAACUCCGGCCGAGUCUCGAGAACACAACCGUGAGUGUAUCCUGCUCUCCUUCUUUGACGAUCACGACAUCUGGCACUUCCUGUCCUCCAUCGCCAUGUUCGGCUCCUUCCUGGUGCUGCUCACGAUGGACGACGACCUCGACACGGUCCAACGAGACAAAAUCUACGUCUUCUGACGGACGGACGUCGAGAGUCCCUGUACUAGCCAAUCACAGAGGAGCAAUGAGGGCCAAUGAGAGGCCUCGCUACCUGAAUAUGUUUACCUGCCAGUCGGAGACGGUGUGGGAGGAGCCUCAUACGAUAACUAACGCUGAUAGGACGGUGAAAGUGCCAGUCAAACUGCCAGAGCUCCUCCCUCCAUCGUGUGUUUAACCGCUUCGGACCUGCUCUGCAAAUCUCAAUGCAUUUUUGUACCGGUGGAGUUUGUCUGUUCUCUGCGUCUGUGUCCGUCUGUGGCCUUCUGUGUCUGUGGUUCUGGACCGCGUGGUUCUGACUGUAAAUCCGAGCCGAGCUGCUUCACUCAUCUAAAGAUGAUUCUGAUCUGAGAAAAUCAACUUUGCACUGUCUUAAAAUUACAGAUUGUGUUUUUACUAAGUACAAACUGAAUGAUUACUGAAUAAAGACUUUUUAUGGUUGUUUC
This is a messenger RNA of Puntigrus tetrazona (Sumatra barb), 3155 nucleotides long. RefSeq names its product SID1 transmembrane family, member 2 (gene sidt2). The transcript has 29 exons. The coding region runs from base 160 to 2691 and encodes 843 amino acids. Lineage: Eukaryota; Metazoa; Chordata; Actinopteri; Cypriniformes; Cyprinidae. Gene Ontology annotation, cellular component: membrane. The record is from RefSeq and is a predicted model, not a curated record.